Molecule: messenger RNA, 1647 nt
Organism: Strongylocentrotus purpuratus (purple sea urchin)
Lineage: Eukaryota; Metazoa; Echinodermata; Echinoidea; Camarodonta; Strongylocentrotidae
Exons: 2
Coding region: 1-1647 (548 amino acids)
Biological process (GO): positive regulation of DNA-templated transcription
Cellular component (GO): chromatin; nucleoplasm
Molecular function (GO): ubiquitin-protein transferase activity; zinc ion binding
Source: RefSeq, a predicted model, not a curated record
AUGGCGUCCAAGUUCCCAUCAGAGGGAGAUGAAAAGGUCAAGCUACACACUAGAAAAGGUCAUGACAUGAAAUGGUCAUGUGACAUACACGGUGAGCCAAUCAAAUUUUACUGUAAAGAACACGACAUCCCUCUUUGUCAUCCAUGUGCGACCAAAGAUCACCAGAAACCAUGUCACCUUGAAAAUAUCGGACAUGUCACCUUGGAGCUGGUCAGGAAGCUGGAUGAUAAACGGCUUGAAAUAGAGAAAACGAAACCACACUUACAGAAUCUGGACUCUAAAAUACAAACUUGUUCAGCUGAUGCAAGAAAACAUAUUCAGUCCAUCGAUGGUGUGGCUAACGCUACGUUCGAGAGUAAAAUGAAGAGCGUGAAAGACACGGAGCGGGAUAAAAUUCGUUCGAUAAACGAAGAGGCGGAUAAGGACAUACAGAAGAUCAACGAGAAGAGAGAACAGCGAAUCAAAUCAUGUAACGAAGAAGCAGAACAGCAACAUGUAGUCAUUAACAAAAAACAAGCAAAAGUUCUUUUAGAAACCAAAGAAAUAAGCGAGGUGGUUUCUAAAAAGAUAAAAGAUCUUAUAAGUAAGAAUCAGCAUGCAAUCAGCACAAUAAACAAUAUUGACACCAAUAUCAAACGAAUCGAACAAGAUGACAAAACAUUAGUAAAUGAAGCUCAUCAAGUAAUUGCAGCACUUAAUGACAGUUUAAGUUCGAAUGUUCAUCAAGAUGUUAGCGACUGUCUUGACCGAAUACAGCGUGAAGUUCAGAAAGUGAAGUUUGUCGAGGGUGAAGUAGGUGGGGAACACUAUGGGAGAAUUGAUGGCUAUAUCGGUAAAUGGGAGCUUGUCAAGUCGAUCCACAUUCCACCGAUAGUUAAUUACUCACGGGUGUGUAGUUUGAUCAGUGAUGAUGAGAUAUGUGUGCGGGAAGUAAUGAACGAUGUCAUGUACGUUACAAAUAUUAGCACUGAACACACACAGGAAGUCACUGAAGGAAGUAGUAACAUGUAUAUUACAUCAUGCGCCCCCAUAGACAGUAACGUAAUAGUAUGUGGUAAGGGUGGACAAGGCUUCACGGGUGACAGCUUGGAUGGAUGCAUCACUCUCUAUGACAGACAAUGGAAGGUGAUUAGAGACAUCAGCAUACCGAGGAAUAGCAGCUAUUAUGUAGAGGUGUACGUUGAUGUUGACAGGGAUGGGAUGAUCCUCGCUGCUCAGUACGAUCAGUCUAAUAUCUACGUCAUCAACCCUGCUGAUGGUAAGAUAGUAAACACUAUUACGAUGCAUGGCAAGAUGGUGAGGGGUGACUUACAAGCCUUGUCAUCAGGUGAUAUCGUUGUGAAGACAGGUAAUGAUAAAUUCACUGUCAUCUCACGGUCGGGAGAAGAGAAGGCUGUCAUACACUGUGAUGAGUGGAAGUCGGCACAGUGUCGCGUUGACAAACUUAUACCCCAUUCACAAGAGCGUAAUAUCUACGCGGUCGAUCAGGUGUCAUGUGAUGGUAUCAUACAGGCAAGGAGGAUCGUGGAAUACGAGAAAUCAGACCGACGCUCCCUCACUAACCCAUGCAUUGUAGCUGCGUCUGGUAACCUUGUAGCUUGUGACGGAGACAAGCUCUUUGUGUACAAGAACAAAUUUAUUGUAUGA